Onychostoma macrolepis is the source of this 1778-nucleotide messenger RNA. RefSeq names its product solute carrier family 25 member 44b (gene slc25a44b). Gene Ontology annotation, biological process: branched-chain amino acid catabolic process. Gene Ontology annotation, molecular function: branched-chain amino acid transmembrane transporter activity. The record is from RefSeq and is a predicted model, not a curated record. Gene Ontology annotation, cellular component: mitochondrion. The transcript has 4 exons. Bases 207 to 1151 code for a protein of 314 amino acids. NCBI's taxonomy places the organism in Eukaryota, Metazoa, Chordata, Actinopteri, Cypriniformes, Cyprinidae.
UGUGAUUGGUCGGUUCAGCUGAGUGACACAGACAGCGUCAUCCCCAUCGCCACCGAUCCCUACCAUGUUCACUACCCAGUGAGCGGCUGUAGCUACUGUCCUGUCCUGUCCAUACACACUAAUGUCAACCUAAAUAUGGCCUAUCCCUGAUUCUUCUCUGCUGUACGGUGGGCUGGGACUAAUGCCGGGUACUACAGGCAGGAAACAUGCAGCAGAAGCGCAACAUUCAGAUCAUAGAAUGGGAGGACUUGGACAAACGCAAGUUCUACUCCUUUGGAGUCUUCAUGACUAUGGCUAUCCGCGCCACAGUCUAUCCUGCCACACUGAUCCGCACCAGGCUGCAGGUUCAGAAGGGCAAGUCUCUCUACACUGGGACCUACGAUGCCUUCCGAAAGAUUCUGAGAGCUGAGGGUCUGAGAGGACUGUACAGGGGCUUCAUGGUGACCACGUUCACACUCAUAUCAGGGCAGGCAUACAUAACCACUUAUGAACUGGUAAGGAAAUAUGUCUCCAACUAUUCUAAAGACAAUACGCUGAAGUCAUUGGUGGCGGGAGGCUCGGCGUCACUGGUGGCCCAGAGCAUUACUGUUCCUAUAGACGUCAUAUCACAGCAGCUCAUGAUGCAGGGCCAAGGGGAGCAUCUGACCCGCUUUAAAGUGAAACCCAAAAUGGGAGCAAAGAACUCUGUAUUUUUCGGCCAGACAAGAGGCAUUAUUGGGCAGAUAUUUGCUGCGGAUGGCAUUCGUGGCUUCUAUCGAGGAUAUGUGGCAUCUCUCCUCACAUACAUCCCCAACAGUGCCGUUUGGUGGCCGUUUUACCACUUCUAUGCAGAACAGUUAUCUAAGAUGGCUCCCAGUAACUGCCCUCAUCUAGUGCUGCAGGCAAUGGCUGGACCUCUGGCAGCUGCCACUGCCUCCACUGUCACCAACCCCAUGGAUGUCAUCAGGGCCCGGGUUCAGGUGGAGGGCAGGACAUCGGUCAUUGAGACCUUUAACCAGCUGAUCAGAGAGGAAGGAUUCUGGGGGAUGACCAAAGGCCUCUCUGCUCGCAUUAUAUCCUCAGCGCCCACAGCAAUAGUCAUGGUGGUUGGUUAUGAAACUCUCAAAAAGCUCAGCUUACGUCCAGAGCUGGUUGACUCCCGACAUUGGUAAAAAAAAUGGUGUCUGUCGUCUCCCUUAUGACUCCUUCACUCCACCUUAUUUUCCAUUUUUGCCUUUUAAAUCUCCUGCCUUGUGGUGGUUCAGUGUGACAGUGCUGAUUGCUUUCGGGUGAUUCUGAAAUAAUUUUUUUAGCUGAUAGUAACACUGCAGCUUUUGAACUCUGUGUUACUGUCUGUCAAUGAGGGGAAAUGCUGCUGAGGUUUGUAAUUGUUUAAGAGGCACAAAAGUUUUUCUACUUUGUUUAAAAAGUAUGUGAUCUAACAGGUUGACUGUUUUAGAAAAAGUAUUUGUGACUUUAAUUUAUUACUCGUUGUAUAAGUGGUGUUUUAAAUGUCUUCAUUCAUUGAUUUUAUCUAGGAUAUAAACAAUAUUUCCUUUAAUAUAUUUUAUUUAGAGAACUCACUUUAUUCAACUAUCCCCACAAUGGCAUUUUAUCAGUAGUAGUAUAGUUUAUAUGACUAGGUCUUUCAUGUUCACCUCUGAAUGUGUUUUGCGUUGUUUUUGUGGGGUGUUGGGAUGUUUUAAGUUGCCAAAGCUGAGUGAAUAUUCAAGGUUCAUCUGUUGCUGUCAAUGAAUAAUGACAACUCAAAACUGAUUGUAAAUAUAUCAAGUUAUAUA